Exaiptasia diaphana is the source of this 1462-nucleotide messenger RNA. RefSeq names its product BCL2/adenovirus E1B 19 kDa protein-interacting protein 3. Gene Ontology annotation, cellular component: nucleus; mitochondrial envelope; mitochondrial outer membrane. The transcript has 7 exons. NCBI's taxonomy places the organism in Eukaryota, Metazoa, Cnidaria, Anthozoa, Actiniaria, Aiptasiidae. Gene Ontology annotation, biological process: positive regulation of apoptotic process; mitochondrial outer membrane permeabilization. The record is from RefSeq and is a predicted model, not a curated record. The coding region runs from base 112 to 624 and encodes 170 amino acids.
UGUAAACAAAUCCUAAUUCGAACGAAAAAAAUAACAUACGUCGAAAAUCAGUGAGCAUAAAAAAGCUCCUUCRCCCAGCUCCUUCAACAAACUUCGUCUUUUCUCAUAGAUAUGGCAAAUAAUGGUAAUAGUGAAACAUCAAGCGAGUCGUUAAACGGCUCAUGGGUUAACCUAGACACUUCACUUCGAAAUGGAAACAGUGUUCAUCAUUCUCCAACUGGUUCGCAAUCAGGAGCAAUGGAAGAUCUUCUUGCAGAAGCUGUAGAGGAUCAUUAUCGACAAAAUUCGAACGGCGAAAAGAGCCCAUUACAAAGCCCAGGUCAAGACUUUCCUCAGGAGUCAGUUUCAGUAUUACCACAACAAACAAAGACAGACUGGAUCUGGGAAUGGUCAAGUGGCAUUGAACGACAUCCACCAAAGGAGUGGAAACUAAGACAUCCAAAGAGUGCAAAGAAAAMUCCAUCUCGUACAAAUCUGAGCUUAAGAAAAACAAAGGUUAUGAAGAGUGACCUUCUGAAUGUCAACCUCUACAUUGUUGUGCCAACAAUUGUCAUCACUCAUCUUGUUGCAUUUGGAAUAGGAAUGUAUAUUGGGAAAAAGAUGGCUGUUGUCCAAAGCACAUAAUAGAAAGAAAACAAAUUGAUGGACAAACCAACUACAUUCAACAUAUUAAUCGUCAUUAUUUAUCACUGAGAGAGUCAGCAGACUGCAUGACACUUACAGAAAAUUGCAACACUCUACUCAACUCUACUCAAUCACUGCAAUCAAGUGAAUUUAAUGUUCUGGAUUUAAGCACCUAUAAAUAAUAGUUUUCAACAACUUAAAAUCUUAUCAAUUUUAACGCACAAGGUGGUUUUUAAAGCACAGCCCUUCAAAAAACACUUGUGAGUCUCAUAAAAGUGUUGUUUUUCUUCUACUUUCACAGUUAUAAUAAUUUUUAUUAGAUUUAGAAAAAAGUCAUUAGUUUUUAAAGACGAUGCAUGAUUGUUGGUCACUUAAUGUUUUAACUGGAGCUGCAUGUCACUUGUUCCUAAAAGGAACAGUUAUUAUUUGUAUGCUUGUCAUCAUAUGAGUUGUUAGUAUUUAUAACCAUUUCAGCAUGCUUAUUUUUUUGGCUUAUGUCAAAUGAAAUUCCUCCUUUUUGUAUUUGAAUGAAUAACGGUUACCCAAAUUUGGGUUGUGACCACGUUGUCUCAGUGUUUAAAAAUAUAGCCUCAAGUAAGGUAUUUCUGCAAAUAGGCUGGAUUCCGCAUUCUGUGGGACAUCUUCCKUAUCCCGGUCAUUCAUAUUCCAGUUAUUCUCGUUGUUCUACAGUUAUCCGGAUUCGGGAGUUGGAAUCCCAGGAUCCGGAUUCCAGAGUUAUARRUUUUUCUUGGAUUAUGACUACAUUUCUUAAAAAUUUAGCUCAACGCCGAGGCGAUAAAUAGCAUUAUGCUUUAUUAAACUGUAAAUCAGCAAUCUA